AUGAGGCAAGGGGGCACAGGUCUGUGGCCUAAUGGCUCGAGUCACGAACCAUCCAGGGACUGUGGCUGCCCUCUCACUUUAAGUCAUUUCUCUUGCAGGGAAAAAAGAGCAGAGGCCAAAUUUUCUUUUCAAGAGCAGCAGCACUCUGAAUCCCUGGAUGAUACUCUACCUUUGGAGGGGACCUUGAAUUUAGAGGACAUUCUCUACCUGGGGGACACAGGUGACUUUGAUGACAUACUGUAUGUGGAAGAGAUUGAGAAGUCUGGGGAGACACUGUCUAUUGAAGAUAACAGGCAGCCAAAUGAGGCCCUUUGUGUGGAGCCUGUGAAGCCGGAGGAGACAGUGUGUGUGGAGGAGCCUGUGAGGCCGGAGGAGACACUGUGUGUGGAGGAGCCUGUGAAGCCAGAAAAGACAAGCCCAGAACAGAUGGCUUAUGGGGGAGAGACGGUCACAAAUGAGGAAAAACCUAACCCCGAGGAGAGCCCCAGAGCCGGGCCUAGUCCCAGCACAGAGGAGAGCUUGAGCAUAGAGGACCUCGAAUUGCUUGAGGGGCGUUUCCAGGAAUGUGUCCAAGCUGUGGCCCAGCUGGAAGAGGAGAGGGAUCAGCUCAUCCAUGAGCUUGUGUUGCUCCGGGAACCAGCUCUCCAGGAGGUGCAGCAAGUCCAUCAGGACAUCCUGGCUGCCUACAAACUGCAAGCUCAAGCAGAGCUGGAGAGGGAUGGGCUAAGGGAGGAGAUCCAGCUGGUCAAGCAGAAGCUGUUCAAGGUGACGAAGGAAUGCGUGGCCUACCAAUACCAGCUGGAGUGCCGCCAGCAGGAUGUGGCCCAGUUUGCCGAUUUCCGGGAAGUGCUGACUGCACGGGCAGCCCAGCUCUCGGAGGAACUGGCCCAGCUCCGGGAUGCCUAUCAGAAGCAGAAGGAGCAGUUACGGCAACAACUAGAAGCGCCUCCAAGCCAGGGGGACGGGCACUUCCUGCAGGAGAGCCGACGGCUCUCUGCCGAGUUUGAGAACCUCAUGGCAGAGAGCCGCCAGGGCCUGGAGGAGGAGUAUGAGCCUCAGCUGCUACGGCUCCUCGAGAGAAAAGAAGCUGCUGCCAAAGCCCUGCAGAAAACCCAGGCAGAGAUCCAGGAGAUGAAGGAGGCUCUGAGACCCCUGCAAGCAGAGGCCCAGCAGCUCCACCUGCUGAACAGGAACCUGGAGGAUCAGAUCAUACUUGUGAGGCAAAAACGCGACGAGGAGGUGCAACAGUACAGGGAAGAGCUGGAGAAAAUGGAAGAACGACAAAGAGAGUUAAGAAGUGGGGUUCAACUCCAGCAACAGAAGAACAAGGAGAUGGAGCAACUAAGGAUCAGCCUUGCUGAAGAGCUCUCAACUUACAAGGCUAUGCUACCCAAGGGCCCGGAACAAGCUAAUGCCCCUACUUCUCAGGCAGGUGGAACCGAGACACAGUCUCAAGGUGAUCCUUGUGGGUACAAGAGUGGUGUUUGCAUUGUUGCCUUCUUAACAAUACUAAUGCCUUAAAACAACUUAAGUGUGUGUCUAAUGACAAAUCAUUUAGGGAUAACAUAUAUCUCCAAAUUGCCUGGUUCAAACCUUCAGGAUUCAUUUGGAAUGUUUGUUUCUGGUAUGACUCAAAAUAUGCUCUAAUUAUCACCAGGAAUUCUGUAACAGGAUAAAACAUCUAAUCUCUGUGCAUUCUUACUUUCCUCCCACUUUACCCCAUCUGCUAUUCAUAAAUAGUUUCCUUAG
Molecule: messenger RNA, 1749 nt
Organism: Miniopterus natalensis
Lineage: Eukaryota; Metazoa; Chordata; Mammalia; Chiroptera; Miniopteridae
Source: RefSeq, a predicted model, not a curated record